Molecule: messenger RNA, 1140 nt
Organism: Aspergillus chevalieri
Lineage: Eukaryota; Fungi; Ascomycota; Eurotiomycetes; Eurotiales; Aspergillaceae
Gene: WC2
Product: GATA transcription factor LreB
Exons: 2
Coding region: 1-1140 (379 amino acids)
Biological process (GO): regulation of DNA-templated transcription
Molecular function (GO): zinc ion binding; sequence-specific DNA binding; protein binding
Source: RefSeq, a predicted model, not a curated record
AUGGAGCCUGCUUCUAUAAGACAUGGCCAGGCAUAUGGCUUGCAAAUCGACGGAGGCAAUUCCUAUACAAUACAAGCUCAGCGCAUGCGACAAGCACAGUCCCUCACCGGUGACUUCGAGGCGCAAACCGUGCAACAAUCCGGUGCUAGAAGCUGGCCACAACGCGCAAUAGCUGAGAUGAAGGACAUGUUUCUGCUUCUAAGCGCAGAUGGCACGAUAACAUACGCCUCGCCCUCGUGCCAGUCGAUUACGGGAUACACCACGAAACAAUUGGAGGGAAAGCCGCUGUCCUACUUCACACACCAAGACGAUCGCGCAAUAUUUUCCGAGGAACUAGACCAAUGUGUUGCGACGGGAUGUGCUCUACAUCUGCAUUUCCGGUUCAGCCGCGUGGGUGAUUCGCACUGCAUUCUGGAAGCCUCCGGGCAUCCCCACAUGUCGAAUCAGGGCGGGAACAACGCAGAUGGAAAUAGCAAACCCUACGACGGAGUCUUUAUCAUAUGCCGGCCAUAUCCGACCAAAAGCGCUCAGUUCAUCGACUCCUUCCUCGAACACAAGAUCGAGAAUAUCCGAUUGAUGCAACAGGUCACACGACUCAAGGAGGAAGAGGAGGAGGAAUCAAAAGCGAACAAAGCACCAUAUGCAAGAUCGGACCAUUCAAGCAGCAGCAACAAGACAUAUUUCAACCAACCUCCACGUUUCAUCGCAUCAAACCCAGCUGGUUUCACCGGUACCAUUAUCCCCGAUUUCAUUACAUCAGCAGAAGAAUAUGAAUCAUCAGAUACCCUUGAGCCCGAGCAACCCAAACCAUUUGCCGCCGAGAAUCUAUCUCACAUUGAAGGGAUCGAAGUCCUAACUGGUUUGCACUACGGAGAAGGAGAGAGAUCUCAGGGUAUUAGCACUGGUAUCCGCCGUGGUCGCCUCAUCCAAUGCGACACCGAUUUUACUAAGAUAGACCAGCAGGUCCGCAGUAUGGAGGAGAGCGAUAGGAGGAAACGUCUGAGAGGAGAAUAUCGAUGUAGCGACUGUGGGACUUCAGACUCGCCCGAGUGGCGAAAGGGUCCUAAGGGACCUAAGACUUUGUGUAAUGCUUGUGGAUUACGAUGGGCCAAAAAGAAGCGCCAGACACCACCAACCUAG